AUGCCUGGCAGUCGCACCAGCCCGACGAAAAGCAGGAAGGAGGAGGAGGUACCGCUCUCGAACCUGGCCGACCCCAGGGGCCACGACUACGCCGAUGUCGACACCACACUGCGCAACGACCCGCGCGACCAUGCCGAGCACCUCGACGGGUCCGACACGGGCACAGACUCAGACACGGAUGACGACGAGUUCGACUGGGAGGCGGACGAGGACUCGCUCAGCGUGCAGAAGCAGAAGACGCAUAUGAAGGCGAGGCGAGGACGGGCGUUAUGGAAUGCCUUCCUCCGGCUUGCUCGGCCCCUCCGGGUAACCCUCGUCGGCAUGCUCGGCGCUGGGGCGCUUAUUGCACCCCUACUCGUGUUCGAGCUCAGGUUCAAGAACAGUGUCGCGAGGCCGCAUGUGUUCGCGUGGUCGCUUUGGUUCGCAAUUACAUGGGUCGCGGCGUGUCUUACUUUUAUCGUCGUGGACCUCACACCUCGCGUCGUUGUGGCUGUCAUUGACUGGUUUGAUGGGGAUAUGGAGAGGAUGAAGAUGCAAAUCGAGCUUCUAUUCGCGGUUCGUGCGUGGAUCAAGCUUGCACUCGAUAUCUCUUGGGCUUGGAUUGCCCUCUCCGUCAUUCGUGCCACUGUGAAGCCUCCUGGCGGCUACUGGGUCAUUAUCAACCGCGUGAUGCAGGCUCUGUUCUCCACUGGAAUGAUCCUCCUCGUUGAGAAGAUAUUCCUCCGCGCCGUCGCAAUUAACUUCCACCGAAAAGCGCUCCAUGAUCGCCUUGCUGAGAACCGUUUUGGCCUCAAAGCCCUCGACCGUCUCUCGCAAACCACCCCUCCUCCCUCGCGCGGCGUCGGCCGCUACCGCAAAGGUGUGGGUCACAAAUCCCCCAACGGGUCCAUGUCUGCCCUCAAGCAGUUUAAAGACGACCACAAAGAGCUCGGGGCGAACCCGGCGAGGUCCGAGGCUGAGACGCCGUCCAGUUUAUCGCCCAUGAGGGAAAAGGGCUCCCCGAGCCCGCAGCAGCAGCAGCAGGAUCUCCGGAACGAGGGAAGGCGCAGGAGAAGAAAGGCGUUGGCGAGCAUCAUCGUGGACCAGGUUGGAGGCGCGAUCGGGCAAAUCGCGUUGAAGGACUCGGAGCUCAACAAGGGCGCGGACUACAGCGGACUGUACUCUGCCAGGAAGCUUGCCCGGAAACUGUUUAUGCAGCUCAGCGAUGUCCAUCCACCGAGGAAUCACUUACUUGUCGAGGACUUCGUGCCCUACUUUGGUUCACAUGCCGAAGCCCAGGCGGCGUUCGCCAUAUUCGACAAGGAUGGCAACGGCGAUAUCACCAAAAAGGAGAUGCGCGACGCGGUGCAACGGAUCUAUCGCGAGCGCAAGGCUCUCGUCGCCUCUCUCAAAGACGUGUCGGCCGCGGUGGCGAAGUUGGACGCGGUGCUCAUCGCUUGUGCCCUGGUUUUGCUCCUAUUCAUCUACCUCCUCAUCUUCAACCGCAAGGAUACUUUGAGUUCCCUCGUGCCGAUCGCCACCAUCGUGCUGGGCUUCUCGUUCAUCUUCGGCCAUUCGGCUCAGAUUCUAUUCGAGAGCUUGAUCUUCAUCUUCAGCACGCAUGUCUUCGACGUCGGUGACCUCGUCUUCAUUGACGAUAACCCACUUUUCGUCAAGGAGUUCGGCCUGUUCUCGACUGUCUUUAGGAAGGUGGACGGCACUGAAAUCAUCGCGCCCAACUCGCUCAUGUCGAGUUCGAAACUCGUACAUAACAUGAGGCGCAGUGGUUCCAUGUGGGAGACGACGAACCUCCAGGUUGCCUACGACACGCCGAUGGAGCUCAUUGAGACGCUGCGCCAGCGCCUGCAGCUUUACGUCGCGCAGAACAACCGCGACUGGUCCAACGUCGCCGUCCACAUUGAUAGCAUGGAAUAUCAGAACUGCAUCACGCUCAUCAUCGCGAUGGAGCAUCGUCCUAACUGGCAGGAUUGGGGCGGACGCUGGACCCGCCGAACGCCGUUCAUGAAGCACCUGAAGCAGCUCAUGGAGGAGCUCGACCUCCGCUACACGCUGCCCGUACAGCCUAUCAUCCUGCCCCGCCAACCGCCGUGGCAGAACGUGAACGCCGGAUUCCACUUAACCCCGCCUCAGGGCCCAAAUCGGUUCCAGAUGACCCGGGAGGAGGCGGGCAACGCGGGCUCGUAUCCUACCGACCGGAUGGGGCUCGCCCCGCCGGGCAUGACGAUCAGCAGCGAGCCGAACAGGUUCGAUCGCCUCUAG
Messenger RNA from Punctularia strigosozonata HHB-11173 SS5, 2259 nucleotides. RefSeq lists its product as uncharacterized. Lineage: Eukaryota; Fungi; Basidiomycota; Agaricomycetes; Corticiales; Punctulariaceae. Gene Ontology annotation, cellular component: membrane. The transcript has 6 exons. Gene Ontology annotation, molecular function: calcium ion binding; calcium channel activity. Gene Ontology annotation, biological process: calcium ion transmembrane transport; intracellular calcium ion homeostasis. The coding region runs from base 1 to 2259 and encodes 752 amino acids. The record is from RefSeq and is a predicted model, not a curated record.